AUGUGGAAUAAAACCGAAGUUAAACCAACAGGAACCAUAAGAGUUGCUAUAAGAAACCCAAAGUCAGGAAAAAAGUUCUCCCUUGAGUUCGUCGUAGUGCGGGAAAGUCUCACGCCACUGAUUGGUGCGAGGGCAGCGCAACAAAUGAAGCUGAUCACAAUUCAUAGGGAUAAUUUUGUAGCAGUGACAGCACCUAAACGAGAUAAACCAAAGGUGAAUCAGCUAUUGACGGUAGAGGAGAUAGUUAAUCAAUACCCAGAGGUGUUUCACAGUCAGCUUGGAAACCUACCUGGUACAGUGAAAUUAGAAGUAGAGAAAGACGCUAGACCAGUCGUUGUACCAACUCGGCGUGUGCCGAUAGCAUUGAAAGAGCAAUUUAAAGGUGAAUUGGACAGACUCGAAGAGUUGGGAGUCAUCGCUAAAGUGGAUAAGCCAACACCGUGGGUGAGCAGUGUGGUAGUCGCUACAAAGAAGUCAGGUCAAUUGAGGGUGUGCAUUGAUCCGAAGCCAUUAAAUGCCGCGCUUAAGCGUGAGCAAUACCAUUUGCCAGUGUUGGAUGAUCUCCUUCCGGAGUUGGCCAAAGCCAAGGUAUUCUCUACAGUGGAUCUCCGCGCCGGCUAUUGGCAUUGCGUUUUGGAGGAAGAUUCGAGUUUUCUUACGACAUUUGCAACACCCUACGGGAGAUACAGGUGGCGAAGACUACCAUUCGGACUGUCAGUUUCAUCGGAAAUUUUUCAGAAGAGAGUUCAUCAAGUUUUGGAUGGUCUAGACGGAAUUCUGGACAUCACCGACGAUAUUCUCAUUUAUGGAGUUGGGGCGACCGAAGAAGAUGCGAAUGUAGAUCAUGAUCGAAAGCUACGUCAUCUGCUAGAAAGAUGUAAGAAAAAUGGUGUUGCCCUCAACCCAGAUAAGAUGAAGCUGCGCCAAAAAGAGGUGACGUAUAUGGGACAUCUGUUUACCAGCGGAGGCCUUAAGGUAGACCCAGGGAAGCUUGAAGCAGUGAAAGAAUUACCUCGUCCAACCGAUAUUGAAUCGGUGCAGCGACUGAAUGGUUUCGUAAAUUACUUGGCUAAGUUUUUGCCAAGGUUGGCUGAUGUUAUGGAGCCAAUCUGCCGUCUGACCCGAAAAGGUGUAGAAUGGAGAUGGGAGGAGGAGCAAGAGAAGGCGUUCCAGGAAGUAAAGAAAUUGGUCACGGAGGCCCCGGUGUUAAAGUAUUACGAUCCGAAGGAUGAGGUGGUAAUCCAAUGUGACGCAAGCCAGAAGGGUUUAGGAGCGACACUGUUGCAACAAGGAAGACCAGUUGUGUAUAUUAGUCGUGCCCUGACGGAGACAGAGCAACGAUAUGCGCAAAUCGAAAAAGAAAUGUUGGCGAUUGUGUUUUCACUUGAGAGAUUAAACCAGUACGUCUUCGGAAGACAUGUAAAGAUUCAAAGUGAUCACAAGCCAUUGGAGGCUAUCCUCCGAAAACCCCUGGCAAGUGCUCCGCGGCGUCUGCAGGGGAUGAUGAUGAGGCUGCAGAAGUAUGAUUUCGAAGUAAGGUAUCAGCAAGGAACAAGCAUGUACAUAGCUGAUAUGCUAUCGCGUGCUUUCCUGCCUACAACGGAACAUCCGUCUGGUGUUGAAUUCGAGUGUGUCAACAUGGCUAGUUUUUUGCCAAUUUCAAGUGAGAAAAUGAGGGACAUUCAAGCAGCGACCGAUGAAGACGAAUCGCUACAGCUACUUAAGAAAACCAUAAUGGAAGGAUGGCCACAAGAGAAGAAGUACCUAGCAGCACAGAUCCUACCUUAUUUCAGUAUGCGGGAUGAGCUAACGGUGCAAGAUGGGCUGUUAUUCAAAGGGCAGAGAGUGAUCAUACCGAGUAGACUGCGUCGGGAUAUGAAGAAGAAAAUACAUGCGUCGCACCUGGGGACCGAGUCGUGUCUUCGUAGAGCGAGUGUGUACUGGCCAGGGAUGUCGGCGGAAAUUAAAGAGUUAGUGGCUUCUUGUGAAGUCUGUAGAACCUAUGAAACAGCACAGCAGAAGGAAACCUUGAUGCCCAAUGAAAUACAAUCACGUCCCUGGGAGCAAGUUGGCGUGGAUUUGUUCACGUUCGAUAAGAAGGAUUAUAUGAUAACUGUCGACUAUUUUAGUAACUUUUGCGAAAUUGAUAGGCUGACCAGUACCAAAACGAGUAUGAUAAUUCUCAAGUUGAAGAAUCAUUUUGCGAGGUACGGCUGUCCAGAGAGAGUCAUUAGCGAUAAUGGCCCACAGUUUUCGGCGGAAGAAUUUGUAACGUUUGCCGACACAUGGAAUUUCGAGCAUCUCACGAGCAGCCCUGGUAAUAGCAAGGCGAAUGGUAAAGCGGAGUCAGCGGUGAAGAUGGCAAAACGGCUCAUUCGUAAAGCUGUUGAGGGGGGAGCUGACCCAUACCUGGCGAUUUUGGAUUAUCGCAAUACACCUACUCAGGGUAUGGAGAGUAGUCCCGCACAACGUUUGCUAAACCGGAGAACUCGGACACUUCUUCCUACAACAUCAAAGCUCCUGCAACCUAAGGUGAUGUGCCAGGAAAAAGAGUUUAGGGACAUGAAGAAACGGCAGGAGCAGCAGAUCAAGUAUUACAACCGCAAUGCAAAGGAUCUUCCGGAGUUGAGUCAUGGUGACGUGGUAAGGAUGAAACCAUUUAGAAUGGGUAAAAAGAAAUGGGAUAAAGCUGUCGUAACUGCCAGAUUAGACGAAAGAUCAUAUACGGUCAAAACGCCGGAAGGAAAUAGUUAUCGCAGAAACCGAAGUCAUUUGAAGAAAUCAGCGGAGAUGCCGAUAAAAGAAGAGGUGAGUUCGGAGGAUGAGUGGAGUCAAGCAAAUGAGGAGUCCACAGAGGAAGAAGUAACGCAAUCCACCACCCCGUUGAAAGAAAAACCUACGGAAAGUUUAUCACCCGCAAAGUCCCCUCGACCGGUAGCAGCAGAGCAAGACAGCCAACGACAAGCAGCUUGUCCAGUACGAAUAACAAGACCACAGCGCACCCGAAGAGCUCCAGAGUACUUAAAAGACUAUGUCCGUUAG
Molecule: messenger RNA, 3042 nt
Organism: Dendronephthya gigantea
Lineage: Eukaryota; Metazoa; Cnidaria; Anthozoa; Malacalcyonacea; Nephtheidae
Exons: 1
Coding region: 1-3042 (1013 amino acids)
Biological process (GO): DNA integration
Molecular function (GO): nucleic acid binding
Source: RefSeq, a predicted model, not a curated record